Molecule: messenger RNA, 498 nt
Organism: Sclerotinia borealis F-4128
Lineage: Eukaryota; Fungi; Ascomycota; Leotiomycetes; Helotiales; Sclerotiniaceae
Source: the annotation of a GenBank genome assembly
AUGUCUAUUCUGGAACGCAUGAAUCCGCUCGCAUAUGGUGUUGGAAGAACUACUCAUGCCAUAUGGAGAUUUCUACAGUUUGUGUUGGCACUUACGGUUAUUGGGUUGUAUGGGACGGAUUUGAAUAGGGCGAAUAGGGAACAUAAAUAUUCGGAUGGGAAAUGGAUCUACGCCGUAGUAACCGCCACCCUCUCCGCCCUCACCUCCCUCCUUCACCUGAUCCCCCUCUUCAACCUAAUACCCGUCCUCUUCCUCUGGGACACAGUCCUAUUCAUCCUCUGGAUUGCCCUCUUUGGCCUCUUUGGAAAUAUGUAUAUUCACGAGAAAGCAGAAGGAGAUGCAGGGAUACAAAGAAUGAAAAAUGCAGUGUGGGUGGAUUUGAUCAAUGCGUUGUUGUGGGCAGGUAGUGCGGUGGGUAUGGUGCUUUUUUGGAGUAGGGAGAAGAGGACUAGGUGGACGGGGAGGGCGAGGGGGAGGAGUGGGAGUCCGGGGGUUUGA